GAAGUUUCGCGUUUCAAAAUGGCUAGAAUGGUUGUGUUUUUGCUCGUUGUGAUAGUUACAGGGAUUUUAUUUGAGGAAGCAAAUUCCGAUGGGAACAGUACUAUAACUGAAAGUGAUCAUCUUCUUUCAAGAAGAAAACGUUUUCUGCUGUUCCCUGUAAAUGGAAAUCUCUUGAUUACAGCUUCCGGCGGUAAAGCAAUGAUUUUUAGAGGACCUGGAGGAAACGUUGCAAUUUUGGAGCUGGAUUUGUACUACCCCCUGCCAGAUUACAGGUACCGAAUAUCGCAGCUAAGAUUGGGUGAAAUAGCCAUGCUUCCAUCGGUAGCUCCUCCCCCACAAAAGCUAGUGACCACAACUACUACGCCAAUACCGAUUGAUUCUGGUGACCGCCACGAUGGUCAUGAGGUCUCACCCAUGGAAGUUCAUGAGUAUCUAAAGGAUCACCCGGAUACGUGGGUUCCUCCUGGCUACGGUAAAGACCGGUCCGACUGGUUCCCAGCUGGGACUUACAAUCCGUACGUGAACAAAUGGCGCCAAAGUUAUCCAAAUCCCCAACCAUAUCAAAGAACAUCUUGGAAACCAAGUUCAGCCAACAGCCAUCGGUACAUUCCUCGAAUGAAGCGAUCCUCCAAUUCUGGGGACCAACUCAAACAAGAAUUUGAACAAGAAGAAGAUCGCUUCAACAUCAGCCAUCAUCGGGACUGGGAACACUUCUAUCACUACCGAGAGCGUCGCGAACUGUACCACAUGCUAGAAACGGGACUUGGCAACAAGUUUGAUAUCGCGCUGAGAUCCUGCAUAAUGAGAGCGAUCUGCGAGGUGCGAAGCUUCCUGCAGCCACCGGGGAGGUCCAUGAUCAUGGAUCUUGUACGAAUCUUGUUCAGCGUUCCUCUGAAAGCGGACUUGAACGAUGAGUACAGCAAUGCGAUGCGAAGUGAACGGCUCGACUGUCAUGAGCUGUACGGAAAGCAAUGCCCGAUUAGUUUUUUGUAUCUUUUGUUGUUUGGAAAAUUUGUACCUUGA
Culex pipiens pallens (northern house mosquito) is the source of this 1023-nucleotide messenger RNA. RefSeq lists its product as uncharacterized. The record is from RefSeq and is a predicted model, not a curated record. Bases 19 to 1023 code for a protein of 334 amino acids. Lineage: Eukaryota; Metazoa; Arthropoda; Insecta; Diptera; Culicidae. The transcript has 3 exons.